GCUUUCCCUCGGGAGGAGGGGGAAAAGCACCCCUGCUCGGCCAGCUCCUGCCUGCGGCCCGGGUUUGGCGGGCAGCGCCGGCCUCCUCGGCCCCGUGGGCGGUGCUGGGGCGGCCCCUUCCCGCCCGGCCUCCUCCGGCCCCGCCGCUUCCCCGCAGCUGCGGGCCCGGCUCCGCCAUGGGCGCCGCUCGCUGCUCCCGGCUGCUGCCGCUGCUGCUGCUGCUGCUGCUGCUGGCGCUGUGGGGGCCGCGCGUCUCGGCGGGGCUCCGCUCCCCGCGGCGGCGCUGGCCCGUGCCCUACAGGCGCUUUGAUUACCGUCCAAAAGCUGAUCCUUACUGCCAAGCUCGUUACACCUUCUGUCCCACUGGCUCUGCCAUUCCAGUUAUGAAAGAAGAGGAUGUCAUUGAAGUGUAUCGAUUACAGGCUCCAGUAUGGGAAUUCAAGUAUGGGGACCUACUAGGACAUCUGAAAAUUAUGCACGAUGCUGUGGGUUUCAAGAGCUCUCUAACAGGCAAAAACUACACAAUGGAGUGGUAUGAGCUCUUCCAACUUGGGAACUGCACAUUUCCACAUCUGCGGCCUGGUAUGGAUGCACCAUUCUGGUGUAACCAGGGAGCUGCCUGCUUUUUUGAAGGAAUAGAUGAUGCACACUGGAAGGCAAAUGGAACUUUAGUUCUUGUGACCACAAUAUCAGGAACCAUGUUUAAUGAAAUGGCACAAUGGGUAAAAUAUGACAAUGAGACUGGCAUUUACUAUGAGACCUGGACAGUUCAAGCAAGUCCUGACAAAAGGUCAACAGUGUGGUUUGACUCCUAUGAGUGCUCCAAGUUUAUACUGAGAACCUACCAGAAGCUAGCUGACUUAGGAGCUGUAUUUAAGAAGAUACAAACAAACUAUACAAGCAUAAUUUUAUUCAGUGGAGAACCUGUUUAUCUGGGGAAUGAAACAUCUAUUUUUGGACCAGGAGGAAACAAGACACUGGCAGCAGCUAUACGGGACUUUUACAAUCCAUUUAAACCUCACCAGAGUGUCAGAGAGUUUAUUGUGGAUCUUUUCAAAAUAAUUGAUCAUGUCAUCUUGAAUCAUCAGUUUUACCUCUUCUACAACUUGGAAUACUGGUUUUUACCUAUGAAGUCCCCUUACCUCAAAAUAAUUUAUGAAGAGGUCCCUUUGCCUGUUGGACGCAAAGCAUCCUUUGGUGUAUGACUGCCUAAUGAAGAACAGAACUUGCCUUAUGGCAGAAUAUUCUGAAGGAUUUUGGAGUGCUACCAUGAUGAUGUUAAAGGGUUGUAUGUUUCACUGCUGACUAAAACAUUGUGUUGGAAGGCUUUGCUGUACCAGGUGAAAGACUCUGCAUUUGUUUUCAUACUACCUGUAUAACACAUUCAUGAACGCUUCAGCAUCGCUGACCUGGCCAGCUUCUGUGUAAGCAUGGCCCCUGCUGCCUGAAGGGAGACUGCAGUGGCUCCUCUGGCUGAGCUCUGCAGUGCCAGAGGGGGAAUGGGGAGGCAGCUGCCUGCUCUGGGCUCAGGUGCUCUCCACAUGCAUGGCCACUGGCAGCAGAUAGCAGCUGGCCACCAAGAGAGGUGGGACACAAGCUACAAGGACUAACUCGCUCAACAUGAGUGUCUUGAUGUGCUCAGUUCCUUCAACAUGUGCCUUACACUGAUGUUCCUGUAGUUCUUUGGUUUGUACAGCUGGGACCUGUGAACUAUUCUCUGGUAUUCUGGGGCGGUGAAUGUACAGGAGGAUGCCAUGGGUGACGCUUUUUCACCACUUUGUUUCCUUCAACUGCACUGUAAACACAAUACAGGUGGCUCUUCUUCAGUUUCA
Messenger RNA from Poecile atricapillus (Black-capped chickadee), 1832 nucleotides. RefSeq names its product CLN5 intracellular trafficking protein (gene CLN5). Gene Ontology annotation, molecular function: hydrolase activity, acting on glycosyl bonds. The record is from RefSeq and is a predicted model, not a curated record. The transcript has 4 exons. Bases 177 to 1205 code for a protein of 342 amino acids. Gene Ontology annotation, cellular component: lysosome; lysosomal membrane. NCBI's taxonomy places the organism in Eukaryota, Metazoa, Chordata, Aves, Passeriformes, Paridae. Gene Ontology annotation, biological process: lysosome organization.